Messenger RNA from Symbiodinium natans, 1182 nucleotides. The record is from the annotation of a GenBank genome assembly. Lineage: Eukaryota; Dinophyceae; Suessiales; Symbiodiniaceae.
AUGUCCUUCGCACGGGAUGUUCGGAGCACCACUCCGACCACUCCCCUGCGAAAGGGCCGGCAGGGCCUCGGUGCGGAGCGCCCCGCGGAGCGCCCCUCGGUGGAGCGCCCGGAGCCCUCCCUGAGCCGCUUGCUGGACAUUGUCACGGACCAUGGGUUGCAGCUCAAGUCACUGCGUCAAGAGCACGAAGCACUUCAGCAGGAAACCAGGGCCUUGCGCUGUGCGCUGUCCUCUGCUGGACUCUGGCGUCAAGACAAGGCUCAGCACGAGGGUCCAACGAGUCCAGCGAGCCCAGCAGAUUUCUCGCCCUCAGCCGGCGAAGUGCUCGCAAAGCUCGCUCCUCAAAGCGUGUCUCAGAGCUCCGGCAAGAGGCCAGCCGCUGGGUACCCCGUCCGGCACUCCCACAUGUCGGCCACGGCAGCCUCUGCAGCCAAGGCCGAGCCAGUUGGCACCAGCAGCGUAUGCAGUACGUCAGCUGGAAGUGAGUGUUCAGGCAGCAGCAUCACUUCCAGCAUCAAGCGAUCCAGCAGUAGUGGUAGCGUUGGCGGCGUGCGCAAGACGAAGAGCUGUCCCAAGGCGCGGCCAAGGGCCGAGAACGCAUCGAAAACUGAUGCGAUCCAGCCUUCACCUGGUGCUGGUGAUGGCUGCGAGCGGGGUGGACCGAGCAGGAGUGCAGCUGCCAGCCCAAGCCGGCAAAGGUCACUGUCCGCUGGCAGGGAGACCUCGGCAUCGACGCCGCGUGGCUCGACUCGACGUGCCUCAAGUGGAUCACCGCUGCGUCGUUCCCGUCCGCAUGUGCCUCCCAGCCUGUACCAGGCUGCACAGCCACUGCUCGAAGCAUCCCUCACCAAGGAAAAGCGGGCAGUGGCUCUGAGUGCCGUUUCAAGGGCUCUCAAAGAUGGAGCUCCGCCGCACAAGUGGGAGGGGCCCGAAACCCCUCUAAGGGCUGCCGUGCAGGCACGGAGUGCAGAGAUGGCUCGACUCCUUGUUGAGGCCAGAGCCAACCCCAACGAGAAGGAUGCAAAGGGCGUGUGCGUCCUCCACACGGCCUCCUUCGACGGCCUUCCCGACCUCUGCCAGACGCUCCUGCGAGCGCGCGCGGAUGCCAACGCUGCCGACCAGCACGGCCAGACGGCCCUCUUCUUCGCGCCAAAGCCUUGGGAACCCUUCGAAGACCUUUGA